AUGUGCAGAUUUCAGGCCUUCACGUUCUUCCUUCUUCUGCAACUGAAGCUUCCCAAAGCAGAAGGCAAAUGUAUCUUUUUAGAGGUCCAGCAGCGCUGCACUUGUUCACUUCUAAAUCAGUCAGAAUUAAACAAUAUUGCUGUAUGCCUUUUAGCUGCUGAGUAUGAACUCAAAGGAGGAAACCUGGAACAAUUUUCAGGCUUUUCUGAAAUGAAGCCAAAUUCAAAUGUAAUUAACAUCCUGCAAGCUCUGCAGGUAAGAAAGCUCAUCUUGACUGACCUCUUUGUGCCGGAAGUUCUGUUACCAGGUGCCCUGGAAUUUAUUUCCUAUACAAGUCUUGUUUCAGAACUUGAAUUUGUUAAUUGCACUUUCCUUAGACUUGUACACUGGCAAUAUAUAAGGCCCUUGAAUCUAAAAGUUACCUCUCUGCGUUUCCACAAAGUGAUUGCUGCCCCUCUGGAUGAAAGAUUUGAUAUAACCAGUCUGAAGAGAUGGCUGGAGACCCUGGAGAAUCUGACACUGACAGAGUCACAAAUUACAUCUAUUCCUUGUAAGAUUGGCAGAAUAUUCAGAGCAUUACGUUUUUUGGAUAUUUCAGGAAAUCAUUUUCAGGAUCAAAGCAUAAACUCAACAUUCUGCAAAGGUGCUUUCCCACAGCUCCAAGUAUUAAAACUAAAUCACAAUAAUUUGACUUCUUAUGAGACUUUGUGCAAGACUCUUAGUAAUUUUGAUAUGCUUACUCUCUUAGAUUUGAGUCAGAAUGACUUCUUGCCUGGAGCCUUCCCUUUCCACUGUAUGUGGCCACAAUCACUUCAGAUUUUUAAUUUGUCUAACACGGGAUUAGAACACGUGGAUAGAUUACUGCCUCCCAACAUUAAAGUAUUAGAUCUGAAACUUUAUUUGUCCAAUAAUAGACUACAGACGUUCCCAUCAGUCCAUCAGCUUCCUAAUCUGGAGGUCCUGAAUUUAGAUGGAAACUGCAUGUCAAGGUUACGGAGCAAGGAUUUAUUGUAUCUGAAACAUUUACAGAGCUUAAAGGCUGGCCACAAUCUGUAUAACUGUUCUUGUACUUACUAUAUCAGGGAAAUCCAAGACUUAGCAGCUAAAGAAUCAUUGCUGCUUGAUUGGCCUCAGAAUUAUGUAUGUGACUCCCCUCCCAUUUAUCAGGGCUACCUGGUAAGAGAUGUGCCUCUAUCACUACUACAGUGCAACAAGACUCUGAUCAGUCAAGGCUCAGUAGUCAGUCUAUUGAUGUGUCUUUCCCUUGUUCUUCAUUUGCUUCUAGCAUAG
Protobothrops mucrosquamatus (brown spotted pit viper) is the source of this 1290-nucleotide messenger RNA. It is a transcript of the gene CD14, whose product is annotated as CD14 molecule. Gene Ontology annotation, cellular component: external side of plasma membrane; lipopolysaccharide receptor complex; membrane raft. The transcript is spliced from 2 exons. Lineage: Eukaryota; Metazoa; Chordata; Lepidosauria; Squamata; Viperidae. Gene Ontology annotation, biological process: toll-like receptor 4 signaling pathway; lipopolysaccharide-mediated signaling pathway; positive regulation of type I interferon production. The record is from RefSeq and is a predicted model, not a curated record. Bases 1 to 1290 code for a protein of 429 amino acids. Gene Ontology annotation, molecular function: lipopolysaccharide binding; protein binding.